UGUUAGCUAGUAAGCUAACCUAUCUAUACUCAACAAAAAUAAACGCAACAAUUAACGAUUUUAUCGAGUUACAGUUCAUAUAAGGAAAAUCUAUUGAAAUAAAUUAGGACCUAAUCUAUUAAUUUCACUUGACUGGGGAUACAGAUAUGCAUCCGUUGGUCACAGAAUUUAAAGAAAAAGGUAGGAGCGUGGAUCAGAAAACCAGUCAGUAUUUGGUGUGACCACCAUUUCCCGCAUGCAGCAAGAUACAUCACCUUCACAUAGAGUUGAUGAAGCUGGGGAUUGUGGAAUGUUGUCCCACUCUUCAAUUGCUGUGCGAAGUUGCGGAUAUUGUCGGGAACUGGAACACGCUGUCAUACACAUCGAUCCAGAGAAUCCCAAAUGUGCUCAAUGACUGACAUGUCUUGUGAGUAUUUAGGCCAUGGAAGAAUUGGGACAUUUUCAGCUUCCAGGAAUUGUGCAUAGAUCCUUGCCAUUAUCAUGCUAAAACAUGAGGUGAUGUCGGCAGAUGAAUAGCAGGACAAUGGGCCUAAGGAUCCUGUCACAGUAUCUCUGUGCAUUCACAUUUCUAUCGAUAAAAUGCUAUUGUGUUUGUUGUCCGUAGCCUAUUCUUGCCCAUACCAUAACCCCACCAUGGGGCACUGUGUUUACAACGUUGACAUCAGCAAACCGCUUACCCACACAACACCUCUGCGGUUGUGAGGCCGGUUGGACAUACUGCCAAAUUCUCUAAAAUGACAUUUGAGUCAGCUUUUGGUAGAGAAAUGAGCUUUCAAUUCCCCGGCAACAGCUCUGGUGGACAUUCCUGCAGUCAGCAUGCCAAUUGCAUGCUCCCUCAACUUGUGGCAUUGUUAUGACAACUGCACAUUUUAGUGGCCUUUUAUUGUCCCCAGCACACGGUGCACCUGUGUAAUAAUCAUGUCUAAUCAGCUUCUUGAUAUGCCACACCUGUCAGGUGGAUGGAUUAUCUUGGAAAAGGAGAAAUCCUCACUAACAGGGAUUUAAACAAAUUUGUGCCCAAAAUUUGAGAGAAAUAAGCUUUUUGUGUGGAUGAAAGAUUUCUGGGAUGUUUUUUUUAUUUCAGCUCAUGAAACAUGGGACCAACACUUACAGGUUGCAUUUAUAUUUUUGUUCAGUCUAGAUGUGGUUCUGCCUAGCCCUAGAUCAUGACUCUUAGUUCCAUUACACAUUGUACGAAGGCGUCUUCUGUAGGGGGGAGUUUUGAUAAGAUCCCCGCACUCGGUCUGAACAUUAACAUACAUCGCAUUCGGUAAGGUUUUGGAAGCAUAUGGACCUCAUUUUUCAUAUCGGCAAUAGCAUACAGCAGACACUACCAUUGUGAGAGAAGAGUGGUGGAAGUAGGACAACGUUGGGAUGCUUGCGUGCAGACCAAACAUACAGUGAAGAGGAGUGGCAGCAAUGUUGCCUGGUGUUGGUGUGUUUGGCACAGGGAGUACGGCACGGAUGCUAGUUCCAUUGCUACGGGGGGAAGGGUUUGAAGUACGUGCGCUCUGGGGGAGGAGCGAGGAGGAGGCACGAUCCCUGGCGCAGGAGCUGGGCAUUCCGUUUCACACCAGCCAAUCAGACGAUGUCUUAUUGCACCCUGAUGUUGACCUGGUCUGCAUCUACAUCUCACCCCCACUCACACGGCAGAUUGCCGUCAAAGCUCUGGGGAUAGGUAAGAAUGUGGUAUGUGAGAAGGCUGCUACGGCUGUGGACGCGUUCAAGAUGGUGACUGCGGCGCGGUACUACCCCCAGUUGCUGAGCAUUGUGGGUAAUGCUCUGCGCUUCCUCCCAGCAUUCGUAGCAAUGCGGCAGCUGCUGGCAGAGGGAUACGUGGGUGAGCUGCAGGUGUGUGACGCCCGUGUCUAUGGCCCCAGUCUGCUCGAUCAAUCAUACGGCUGGACCUGCGAGGAGCUGAUGGGGGGUGGCGGGCUCCACACAGUUGGCUCUACCCUCGUGGACCUGCUGAGUCACCUGACGGGAGCACGGGCGAUACGGGUGCAUGGCCUUCUCCGGACGUUUGUGCGGCAGAAUGGAGCGAUCCGCGGGAUCCGCCGCGUCACCAGUGAUGACUUCUGUUUCUUCCAGAUGCUGAUGGGAUGUUCUGGACGAGGGACUGGGUCAGGAGUGUGCUGCACUGUGACUCUGAACUUCAACAUGCCGGGGGCCUUUGUCCACGAGGUGAUGGUUGUUGGGUCAGCAGGGAGGCUGAUUGCCAGGGGGACAGAGCUGUAUGGGCAGCGAAAUGGAGGGAACGGGGAGGAGCUGCUGCUAGGGGACAGCGAAGGGGCAGGACAAGAGGUCAAGGAUGUCCCCCUGCCACACCUGCGGGGGCUAGGCUCCAUGGUUAAGGCUCUAAAAGAUGCUUUCCAGGCACAGGAAGAGCGUCGGUCGUGGGUGCGGGGGCCAGUUGCCAUGGCGUCGACGUUUGAGGAUGGGCUGUACGUGCAGACGGUGGUGGAGGCAGUGAAACGGUCAAGCCGCAGCGGAGAGUGGGAAAGUGUGGAGGUCAUGACACAGGAACCAGAUCCCAACCAAAACCUCUGUGAGGCGCUGCAGAGAAACAAGAACUGAAUACUCGUUUAUAUAUACACACACGAAUAUAAAUGACCUUCAGACAGCCUCUAUGGCCUGUCCCCUAUCAACCACUACCCUGUGUCUGGCGUCCUCUUCCGUGCAUCAGGGCCACACUCAAAGCCACAGCAUCCUGUCCUGCAAGAACCCACAGCCAGGCAGACUGGUGGGCACACCUUCUACUUGAUGUGAACUCUUCUUCUCAGCAGAGUUUGUGUGUGCAUGCCUGUGUGCGUUUUUAAAAUUUUCCAGCCAAUCCGACCCUAGUUCCCCUUACCCACACACAUUCCUGUCAAAUCAGUGAACACCUUGAAGGAGGAAGUGUUAAGUGUUCACACUACAGUUUCUCACUGUGCCUCACUACUUCUGCUGAUGUAAGAAAUGUUUGGAGUUGCUUACAUAUGUCACAGAUGAAAUGUAGGAUUAUCUCUUAUACAUGUGUAUUAUACACAAACUGUUACUUUUAAAGAGUCAUUUACUAACUCAAGAAUUUCAUAACAAAUCUAACUUUACUAGUUCUCGUAGAGUUUACAAGAAGAUGCGUAUCAUCAGACUGCCAUCACAGCAGUUACUCAUAUGCAACCGCCCUUGACUUUCAGUUAUUAUUUGAUGUAUGUUUUUGUAUAUUUUAUUAUAUUGAUUGUUGAUCCCAUGUUCCAUAUCAGCAUCUCCUGCACUGCUAAAAUGCUACUACAACCUCUGUGCUGUGUACAAGCCUGUGAAUAGAAUGUGUCUGACUAUAUGGUGGAAAGACUACUGUAUUUAUUUCAUUUUUACUUUUGCGUUUUACUAAGAAAAGGCUAUGUCUUUUUAUUUAAGUAGUAUGUGUUCAGGAAGUGGAAAUUAGUCUAAGCUAUAAGAAGUUUGUUAAUGGAUAUUUAUAUUUUGUGUGUUAAGUUAUCAUUUCAGUUUUACUUGGUGUUAUCACUGUUACACACAAUACCUGUGAUUUUGUUUUCAGUGGGGGGGGACAGAGGCUGUGAAAACAUACUGUGCACUCGUGCUACUUCCCAAGUUAAUAAAUAUCUCAGUCUUA
Messenger RNA from Salvelinus fontinalis (brook trout), 3613 nucleotides. Its product is annotated as glucose-fructose oxidoreductase domain-containing protein 2-like. The transcript is spliced from 3 exons. Lineage: Eukaryota; Metazoa; Chordata; Actinopteri; Salmoniformes; Salmonidae. Bases 1420 to 2577 code for a protein of 385 amino acids. Gene Ontology annotation, molecular function: nucleotide binding. The record is from RefSeq and is a predicted model, not a curated record.